GUCGCCAGCAUCGUCUCCACGAGACCGUUGGUCCUGGUUCGGGUUCGCGCUCUAACCUCUUGUGUACGCUCUUAUCGUUAAACAACGGUGAAAGUUGGUACCCAGGCACUUCGCCACGCUGAAUUCGCUUACCGGACCUACGGUUAAACUUUCACUUUCGGUCGCCGGAACGAGCGAUGUCUUCGCACUUUUCUCCUCGCCAGAACUUCGAAAGCACCGCUAGUCGCAACGACAACAUGCCCAAGAUGUCUGUGCUGGCGCAGUUCGAUGAUUUCUGUCGAAGAGUUGCUACCGAUGACGACGAGGUAUUGUACGCCAUGUUGGAUUUUGUGAGGAACCAGGAAGUGUGCAGGCAGCGAUGGGAAGCAGCGGAAAAGUGCUGCAACAGACUCGCUGAAGACAACGAGUCCCUGGUUCUGAUGAACUCGGAGCUACAAGCGAAGCUGCGGUACACGAGAGACGUGCUUGAAAAGGAGGUCCAGAGAAGACUGAAAUGCGAAGCUCACUUGAGAGCCCUGCAAGCGCAGCUGGAUCAGAUUCGCUACUGUGUCUUUGGCCAAGGCUUCCAGAACCGAGAGCACCACAUGGUCACAGUCUUGAAAAAUGUCCUCAGUCAGGAUAAUUUUGAGAGCGCUAUGGCCGACAAAUCGGUGCAGUCCGUACUGUCCCCAACAGGCACCACACUCUCGAGUGGGGCACAUCACAGCGGGGAGACGGCUUCGAGGGACAUUAGCGGGGAGGCUCACCACAUGCUGCUCGGUAUGCCGGCGAUACAGUCGCCACUUCCUGCAGCAGGAACGAGGCAGCUCUCUUCUGGGCAAGCUCUUUCGGCAGCUGCACUUUCUGAAUCUGUGUCUUAUAAGCCAGUACCUCCCGGGACUGUCUAUUCGGCGGCAGCUGCAUCUGUUCCUACUAAACCAGCUCUUCCUAGAACCGUACCAGUCGUACAGUUCCCUUCUUCGGCUGUCUCUUCUGGUUCUGACACUCCAAGACACUCCCUACCUAAAUCUGUACCGGUGGCACUAAUCCCUUCCAGAGCUAUUCCUUCCGAAGCUGUCACUUCUGGAGCUGUCGCUCCUGGACCAGCCCCAUCGGGAUCGGUACCAAUGGCACCAGACCCUUCUAGAGCUGUCCAUUCCAGAGCUGUCUACUCUGGUACCGCUCUUUCUGGAUCUGCUGCCGCUGGAUCAUCCGGGACAUUACAAUCAGUACCAGGUCCUCCAAAAGCUGUUCCUUCUGGUGCAGCCACUUCUCGAGCUGUCUCGUCCGGAUCUCUCACUCCUGGACUGGCCUUGCAUGGGUCUGUACCGACGGCGCCGGUACCUCCUGGAUUUAUCCCGUCUGAAACUGUCACAUCUAGCAGUGUUUCCUCGGAAGCUGCCUCCUCUUCUGUGCAUGUCGCUCCUUCAGCACGUUCCUUCAAGCUGGUCCCACCUCCUCCUUUAUACUCCGUUUCUACUGGACAAGUUCUUUCCGGCUCUGUACCUUCGGGACCAGUCUCUUCCGAAGCUGCCUCUUCCACUGGGCAUGUCCGUGCCACGGCUGCUUUGCAUGCCAACUCUGUCAAUGCGAGAUCCAUCCAUACCGAAUCUGUCCGCACUCGAAUUGUUACUGCUGGUGCUGCAGACCCGGUUCCUCUUCCAUGGAUACCUGGCGGGACUGCUGCCACUGGGCCAGAUCGUUGCGGUUCUGUCCCCGCUAGGUCUCCUGGACCUCCCCGUUCCAAACGUGCUGUUGCUGCUGCUGCUGCUGCUGCUGCUGCUGAGCAAAGUUCUCCUGGACUCGGUCCUGCUCCUGCCAAGGUUCACUUUGAGCUUUCCGAUUCCCGAAAGACGAGCGUUUGCAACAGUUCCUGCGAGACCGGUGGGCGUGGCGAGGUGUUUGCCACGACGAUGACCGUGGUGGCGGGUGAGCCUGGCUACGUAGCCACGGUCACGUCCCAGAUGGAAAGCAGCAUCGGCGGCAGCAGCAGCUCGUCUCAGCAGCGGUUUCGGCGCAGCCGCAGUGGGCCGGCCUUGCUUGUUCGGCACUCCUCCCAGAAAGCCACGGAGAAGGCGGCAUCUGUGGUGCCUCCAUCGAGCUCAUCGCUGGACGAGAGCGGCGUGGAGGAAGAGUGCGGCUUUGUCUCAAGGCUGGAACGCAUGGGGCCCCUCAACCGUAGCACGCCCCUCCCCGAGGCAUCCCAGCAGCAGCAGCAGUCGCACACUUUUGUCAGUCGACCCGCUGUUAACCCCGAGAACUGCAUUGCGUGCAACAAGCGCAUCCGCUUCUACAAGGCCUCCUACCAGUGCGGUGCCUGCGGGGUCGUCUGCCACCCCGAGUGCAAGAGCCUUGUACCACUUCCCUGCGGUCUUAGAGCGCCACCUCGUGAGGCCAGGGGCGCAAGUGGCGGUGCGGCAGCGAGGAGCGGUGCUGGUGUUCUGGCCGACUACGCACCUUCCGAGCCACCAUUCGUGACACCUCUGGUGGUGCAUUGCAUUCGGGAGGUGGAACGGAGAUGCCUCCAAGAAAGGGGCCCGCUCUACGGCUCGGUGGCGCCACCCGAGGAAGUGGAUACGCUGCUCGGACGGUUGCUUAGUGGCCAUGACUUGCCCAUUCUGAGUGAUCACAGCUUGCCAGUGGUGUGCGGAGCUCUGAUGAAAUUUCUGGCUACCCUGCGGGAAACCGUCAUCACCAAGGCGGUUUGGCCAUUGUUGGCCGAGGCCGCUGUGACAGGGGACGAGGACAAGGAGAACCGCGUCUGGAAGUUUCUGGACGCCACGUGCCAGUUGCCGGCUGCCAACCGCGCCGUGCUGUCGAUGCUGCUGGUACACCUGCGCUGCGUGUCGACCACGUCGCUUGGCGGCGACGGCCGAUCUCUCGAUGAACUGGCCGCCGUGUUUGCGCCCGUUGUGGUGGGCUGUUCCACGAGCAGCCCGAGUGCCGAGGUACAAGAGAGGGACAGGCCGCUGCAGGAUCUGAUCAUGCACUGCCUGCUUGGUGUACCUGAUGUGUAUUGGAAGGACAAUGCUGCCGCUGGGAGCUAUGAACCAGUGCAGCAGGAAACAAGACCAGGAACGUCGGCUGAGGAUUGCUGCGUAUCGCGGUGGAAGGAGGUCGUCAAGAGAAAGCUAAAGCGAUCAAUCGGUGUGGGCUCCUUAGAGCCUGGAAAUAAGAAGUGAUAGAGUUGCGCACUGAUGCUUCAGUGGAACUCUCCUUUUUUUUUGUUUCUUGAGCACGAGGAUAGUUCUGCUUUUUAUUUAUUGACAUAACUAUUAUGUUUUAACUUAUACGAAGCCCGUACAGGCCGAGCGAUGUG
Molecule: messenger RNA, 3298 nt
Organism: Rhipicephalus sanguineus (brown dog tick)
Lineage: Eukaryota; Metazoa; Arthropoda; Arachnida; Ixodida; Ixodidae
Product: rho GTPase-activating protein 29
Exons: 14
Coding region: 177-3161 (994 amino acids)
Biological process (GO): signal transduction
Source: RefSeq, a predicted model, not a curated record